Molecule: messenger RNA, 1820 nt
Organism: Fukomys damarensis (Damara mole-rat)
Lineage: Eukaryota; Metazoa; Chordata; Mammalia; Rodentia; Bathyergidae
Gene: Socs4
Product: suppressor of cytokine signaling 4
Exons: 3
Coding region: 396-1250 (284 amino acids)
Biological process (GO): intracellular signal transduction; phosphatidylinositol phosphate biosynthetic process
Cellular component (GO): phosphatidylinositol 3-kinase complex
Molecular function (GO): 1-phosphatidylinositol-3-kinase regulator activity
Source: RefSeq, a predicted model, not a curated record
GCCGCGGGGAGAAGAGCGGGUUGCUGGGAGAAUGAGGGAGGAAAGUAAGGAGGGGAACGCGGAAGUGGUGGUGGCGCCUGGGGAGCAGGCGGGGGCGGUGAUUGCGAAGUCGGAGACUGGAACCUUGCGUCGAGGGGAGGGGAAGGCGCGGGUUGGCAGAAGGGCAUCCGCCUUCUAGGACCUGCACGCGGUGCGGGAGCGGCUGGGCCUCCUUUCUCCACUUCCUCGGGCGCCCGGGGUGAUGGCGGUGAUGAUGGCGGCAGUUUAUCCCGCGGCCUCUGUGCAGCCGCGCUCCGGGAGAUACGCCCAGAAAGUGGCCAGAAGAAGCUUCCUGUUGGAAAAACUGAAAGAGCAGUAUUUAUAACGCUGCUGGAAUUUGGGGAUGAUCUGUUAAAAUGGCAGAAAGUAGUGACAACGGUAAUAAAAACAUGGACGUGAGGCCCAAGACGAGCAGGAGCAGGAGCGCGGACCGCAAGGAUGGCUACGUGUGGAGCGGCAAGAAGCUGUCGUGGUCGCGCAGGGCCGAGGGCGCAGACGCCGAGGCGCAGGACGGGGCCCCGGUGCCCGGCUCCGCGACCAGCCUGGCGUCCAGCAGCAGCGUGGAGGACAGUGACAUGGACUCCGACGAGGACCUCGUCACACUGUGCGCCAGCCUCAGGAAGAGGAACAAGCCCAAGUGGGAAGACGAGGAGCUGCUGCGGCUGGAGACGCCGCGCAAGUGCCACACGCAGGUGGACUACGUGCACUGCCUGGUGCCCGACCUGCUGCGCAUCAACAACAACCCCUGCUACUGGGGCGUCAUGGACAAGUACGCGGCCGAGGCGCUGCUCGAGGGCAAGCCCGAGGGCACCUUCCUGCUGCGGGACUCGGCGCAGAAGAACUACCUGUUCUCGGUCAGCUUCCGCCGCUACAGCCGCUCGCUGCACGCAAGGAUCGAACAGUGGAACCACAACUUCAGCUUCGACGCGCACGAUCCCUGCGUCUUCCACUCGCCCGACAUCACCGGGCUGCUGGAGCACUACAAGGACCCCAGCGCCUGCAUGUUCUUCGAGCCCCUCCUGUCCACACCUCUCAUUCGGACCUUCCCCUUCUCCCUGCAACACAUCUGCAGGACGGUCAUCUGCAACUGUACGACCUACGACGGCAUCGCCGCGCUGCCCAUCCCUCCGUCCAUGAAGCUGUACCUGAAGGAGUAUCAUUACAAAUCAAAGGUCAGCGUCCUUAGGCUCGACGCGGCCGAGCAGUGCUAGACGGCCCGCCGGAAGCGGAAGCGGAAGCGGAAGCAGCCCGUGCCUCUUUUCACUGGGUUCUUCACUCUUGCUCCGCCUCUGAAGUUUUCUCAAAGGCAAUCGGAGUACAGAAGAAACCUCUGCCCAUAAUUUUACCUUCACAUCAGUUUGUUUUUAUGAUACACUAAUUAUUUAAGGUUAUACCCAAGAGGUUAAUAGAUAUUUUUAACCAGAUUUUUGGUUUUGCUAUAUAGAUUAUAUACUUAAAUUUUUUCUUUACCUAAUUUAUAUAUGGUCUAGGCAUCUUUGAAAUUUGAUAGGAUUGCAAAUACAUUUGAAUAGCCUAUAUUUUUGUUUAAAAAUAAUCUUAUUUGCUACAUGUAAAUUAUUUCUUUAAUCUAUACCAUCAGUAUUCCUAAACACGAAAUAUUCUUUUUCCAGUCCCUUUUCAUUGAGUUUUUAAAUUCUUCAGCAGUGUUACAAUUCAUCCAUACUAAUGUAAUUCAUUCAGUUUUUUAACUUGCUAACAGCGAUGUUAAAAUAACAAAAUGUUUCAAGUUAAAUUUUGUGUUUUUUGGUUUUUGUUUAAUU